AGGGGAACAGGGAAACGGAGAAGCUGCUGGAGGAGCUCGACAUGUCGCCAGAGGGGGUCUUCAAGAGGCAAAUGAAGCAGCAGGGUAUAGGGUUUUAGAAUGUCUCGCUGGUUGUCACUCCUGCGGCAAAGGCGCCAGUGGGUGCGCGCAUUUUCCAGCGAGAGCAGCGGCAGCAGCAGCGUCUCUAGGCAUGCUCAGGUGCUCCCGGUGUGGCCGGUUGGAACGGAGACGAGAUUCUCACAGAUGAUGUAUGUCGGAGAAGCGGGUAAGAGCAUUGAUUCUUACAAGAGCGAGGACGUCUCGGACUUCUGCGAGAUGCUGCUGUCCAAGCCUGAUAUCUUUCAAGGCCUCAAAGAGUGGGUUCGUGAGGGUAACACCUUCUCAAGCUCCUUGUUGUCCAAAGUCUACUAUCGAUUGGCGAAGAGGAAGUGCUACAAAGAGAUUCUACAGCUGCUGAGGGGUAUCAGGGAGGAAAACAUGGUCCAGACUACACAAACACACUACAUUUGGGAGAUGGCUAUAACUUGUCGGCAGCAAUCUACGUACGCAGCAGAAAUCUUUUACAACGAUAUUAUUCCAGCCCGUUUCAGAUCUGAGGAAGUAACAGCAGCGCUAAUCUUCAGCCUCGCAAAGAGAAACGCGCUCGCCAAGUCCGAGAAAUGGAUCGAACAGAUGACUGUGCUGUCUACAGAUCUCCUUAACAUGCUCAUGGCGUUGUAUUUGGACCGGGACAAGCACGACAAGGUUCUGGAAACGUACGAAAGAAUGUGCAAGCUCGGGCUGGAGCCGAGUAUCAACACUUACUUGAUGCUGCUCACUUACAAGGACAAGGCCGGUGGUGGCCUGGAAGGAAUCGAGAGAGAAGCAGAGGAAGCUGUCAAAAAUAUCGAUCUCGAUGCAGCGCUGAGAAAAACUCUGCAGGAGACAAUGGAAGUUUGCGGCUAUCUCGGGAAAGCAGCCAGUGUGGAAGAUAUCUGGAGCAGGCUGAAGAGCUUGAGCGGCACACAGGCUUGCGAUCAGUCGAGCUACCUCAGCGCCAUGGCAGCCUUCGGGCGUGUCAAGAACGUAGAAAGAGCCGAGCAGGUCUUCGAGGAGCUGCUCGCGCAGGAUUUGAGCAAAAGUCUAGCGAAUCCACACGCUGUCAUGGUCGAAGUUUACGUGAGCAACGGGCUCAUGGCCAAAGCGGAGCACGUCCUGAGGCACAGGUUGAACGAGGCGGUGUUUUCUCCAUACAACAGCCUGGUGAGAGGUUACAUUGCGAGCGGCGACACCGAGUUGGCGCUGGCGAGGCUCAAAGAAGGCGUCGCGGCGAUCCCCGCGAGACACAUCCGUCCGGCUUACAAGACGAUGAUGGCGCUGCUGCCCGUGUUUGCUGCUCGGAGGGACAUCGAUGGCGCCGAGAGGAUCAUGUUCCACUACCGUUUCAUCGGCGACGCCACCGUCUACAACGAGCUGCUCAAGGUGUACGUGGCUUGCAACGUGUUCCCGCUCGACUUCCGCAACAGGAUGAAAGGGAGCGACGUCGAAGGCGACGAGACGACAGAGGAGCUGUUUGAGAUGCUCGAUUCUUCCCCGUCCGCGGUUGUCAAAGAGCAGAGGAGAAGGCUCUACUCGGCGAACUGCAAGCAGAAGAUACCAUGGUAAACUUCAUACUCUCAGGUACGUGAGCUACACUUCUUUCCUGCAAGGAUUGCGGUGAUGUUUCUGUUACAGAAUGGAAGAAGUUCGUUCCUUCACCUGAAAAGAUAUCAUGGUAAACUCAGGUACGUGAGCUACAACACUUCCCUGCAAGGAUUGCGUUUGAUGUUUAUGCUACAGAAUGGAAGAACCAACUUGUCUCACCUGGACACGAGGAGGUUCUCUGAAGUUUCUAGUGCGACCAGUGUCAAGAAUAAUGUUACAAGAGCGUUGCUUCCGCGGCUUUCAUCUUCCAAGCGUCCAGCCUUUUCAACCGGACAGCGUUGGUGCCGUUGUUAAAGAGAAAGAGCCGAGCAGCGUCACCCUUUGCCAGCGUUGGAUGCACUCUGGAAGUGAUGCUGAUCUUCCCGCCCUGCCCAAACGUCUCCACCACCGAGUUGUCCACCAGAACUCGCAGCUCCAGCACCUCCACCUCCGCCUUCGCCACCUUGCGAAACACGGUUGGAUCAUCCAGGUGGACGAAGGCUCCAUGCAAAGCAGCAGCGGACAGAUCUUCCUCGGGAUGGUUUGCCAGUGAUGAUCGGCUGUGAUCGGCACAGACUAGAGCAACAGGGCCCUUUCUGGAUCUCCCGAGGUGGAAGAAGAUGGCGGUGUGCUCGGCGAGAUCUCCAGUGGCCAGCACCAGCAAUCCAAACGGUCCCAGGAUACCAUUCACUCGA
Messenger RNA from Selaginella moellendorffii, 2357 nucleotides. RefSeq names its product pentatricopeptide repeat-containing protein At1g15480, mitochondrial-like. Gene Ontology annotation, molecular function: protein binding. Lineage: Eukaryota; Viridiplantae; Streptophyta; Lycopodiopsida; Selaginellales; Selaginellaceae. Bases 100 to 1644 code for a protein of 514 amino acids. Gene Ontology annotation, cellular component: mitochondrion. The record is from RefSeq and is a predicted model, not a curated record. The transcript has 2 exons.